AUGGACCAGGAUGGGGAAGAACCAAAAUGCUAUGAAGAAGCAUUGACUUAUGAUCAACCAGAUGAGUGGUUGAAAGCCAUUCAUGAAAAGAUGCAAUCUCUACUUGAGAACCACACAUAUGAUUUGGUGAACCUACCAAAAGGUUUCAGUCAGAAGAAAGGAAUUGAAUUGGAAGAGAUUUUCUCACCCGUAGUAAAGAUGUCAUCCAUACGGGUUGUACUCGGUUUGGCUGCAAGCCUAAAUCUCGAGAUCGAAUAG
Messenger RNA from Prunus armeniaca (apricot), 258 nucleotides. The record is from the annotation of a GenBank genome assembly. NCBI's taxonomy places the organism in Eukaryota, Viridiplantae, Streptophyta, Magnoliopsida, Rosales, Rosaceae.